This is a messenger RNA of Aegilops tauschii subsp. strangulata, 2697 nucleotides long. Its product is annotated as BTB/POZ domain-containing protein POB1. Gene Ontology annotation, cellular component: nucleus. NCBI's taxonomy places the organism in Eukaryota, Viridiplantae, Streptophyta, Magnoliopsida, Poales, Poaceae. The record is from RefSeq and is a predicted model, not a curated record. Gene Ontology annotation, biological process: response to red light. Gene Ontology annotation, molecular function: protein binding.
CAUCUCCAUGGAUAGAUUUUGCGUGCGCGUAGUUUUUUUCCAUGCAACGUUUCCCAACACUUACACCGUGUAUCGUAAGGUGAAAAGGACACAAGACAUAGACAUGCUCAUAAAAUUUACUCAAGUCUACAAGCUAAAGAAUAUCCUUGGUAACGACUCAACUCAUAGAAGAGAGAAACACAUCCAAGCAGGAGGUAUUACCCCUAGAUAGGGGCAUGGAACCGGGUUCAUUUUUUUAAUACAAUUUUAGUAAAAACGGUCGAGAAAUCAUCCAUUUAUGUAAAUUAUAUCUGAAUUUUAAUGGUCUUUGCAUGAAUUUCGUCUGGUUAAUUCAAAUAGUUGAUUAAAUGUAUGCGAGCAGUUUUGGAUGGCCGGCUCCUGCAUUAAUGUCCGUGACUGAUUCCUUCUGUCCGCGGAAGCAUAUUUAUGGGUGAGCGUUGGAGAUACCCUAAAUCCAUAAUGACAUAUGGAGAAAUAUGAGGAAAUUCUAAUGGCAUUUCCCGAAUACGCGAGAAUUGCAGUGGCGUCUAUCUGAUUAACCUUUUUUAUUUGUCCUUGUGACAGAGACAGAAGAAUGUGUGCUUGUAAUUAUCCACUUUCGAGGGUUCUCUUGGGAAAUUCUUUGGUUUACUCCAAAAUAGAAAAAGCUCGUGGGCAUUCGGAAUGAACCGGCCGUAAUCUAAAAAAAUAAAAUACCCGGCCGCCGGCCGCCUCCCCGGAGAAGCCUCCGCAGCUAGGGUUUACCGUCCCCGCUUCCGCCGUCCCGCGCCUUCUCCCUCUUCCAAAGUCGCCGGAGCACAUGGCCGGCACCGAAGGGUCGACGACGGAGGGGGCGGAGAAGGACCUGGAGUUCUCGCGCGGCGGCGAGGGGCCCAGCUUCGAGUUCGCGUUCAACUCGCAGAACUUCUCCGACAGGUUGCUGCGGAUAGAGGUCGUCGCCGGCGAAGACUUCGCCGGACGAUUCCUCCCUGACUCGGCGCGCCACUGCAAGGAGAAAGUUUUACGAGUAAAGACGAUUCAUAUCAACUCAGCGAUUCUUGCUGUGAGGAGUCCUUUCUUUCUCAAGCUUUUCUCGAAUGGCAUGAAAGAAUCUGAUCAGACACAUCCAACACUUAGGAUUGCUGAUUCAGAUGAAAAUGCCCUUAUGGAGCUUUUAAACUUUAUAUACAGUGGAAAACUCACCACAGCUGAGCCCUCUCUUCUGCUUGACAUCUUGAUGGCUGCGGACAAAUUUGAAGUCGUUUCUUGCAUGAGGCAUUGCUGUCAGUUGCUCACAAGUUUGCCUUGGACCACAGAAUCUGCACUGCUGUGCCUAGAUCACCCAUGCACCAUGUCAAUGGCAGCUGAAGUUCAACUUUUGAUAAGUGCAGCCAAGGAUUUCCUUGUCAAUAAAUACAAGGAUUACAAUAAUCUCCGGAAGGAAGUGACAAACAUUUCUCUUGCUGGGAUCAAAGCCAUACUUUCAAGUACUGACAUACAUGUGGAAUGUGAAGAUUACUUAUUCUUGCUCUUGCUCAAUUGGGCCCGUGUUCGAUACCCUGAUUUGGAGGAAAGACGUGAGAUCUUGAAUUCUCAUUUACUUCCACUCCUGCGCUUCAGCCAUAUGACCUAUAAGACACUUCAGGAGAUCUUAGCAUGCACUGCUAACGACAUAGACCAUGAGCAAGUGACUAAGUGUAUCAAUGGGGUGCUUCUGUGCAAAGCUUAUCCAGCACACAAACCAGGUGCUCUUGCAGCAUGUGCACCCUCCUGUCAGCAAUUUGCAGAGCGAGAUUACAAGUACAGACAUCUGAAAGUGGUUGCGUUUGAUCAACCCUGCCCGCAGGUUAUAGCUUACAUGGAUUUGAAGCAUGAGGAAUGCUCCCAACUCUUCCCGUCAGGAAAGAUAUUCUCACACCCGUUCCAUGUCGCAGGUCAGGGCUUCAUUCUUGGGGCAAGAUGUUGCAAGGCCGAUCAGGGGGAGUCUUACAGUUUUGGCCUCUUGUUAUAUAUCGAUUUGGAGCUGAAGGGCUCAACGUGUGUGACGGUGGAUUAUGAGUUUGCCGCAAGGACAAGGCCAUCGCGGCAGUUUGUAAGCAAGUUAAAUGGUAGACACACAUUUAGUGACAAGUUUCCAGUUGGAUCGAGGUAUCUCUUUUGGGUUCCAUGGCAGACCUUCAUGGCUGACGAUAGCAUCUUCAUCGACGGCGUGCUGCACCUGAGAGUUGAUCUGACGGUGGUGGAGCAGACGGAACUGCAAACGUGAUAUCUUCUUACUCAGCAAAGUUAGGUGUUUGUUAUGGCUUGCUUGUGAUCCUCGCCUGAUCCUGCGCGCCGGGAUGAUCUGGGAGGUCCCGCCAAAAAGAGGGCGAGAAGAUCAUGGCGCAGAUUGUUUAUGCAUUGGCCACUGCCUUCCAGAUGUGUUGCUUCUUGAUGGCCCUGUUCUUGUCACACCCAGGAUAUUGCUUGUUGGUACCUUCCGUUGUCUGGUGCGUUUUGCUCCUCUGUCCCUGACACCGACAGUUGUAGGGUAGCAGUAGCUGGGAGCGUUUUCGUAGUCUGUUUCCUGUUUCUGUUGGUUUUGAAGGAUGAGGUUUAACUAGCGCUUCCUAUCAAUAGAAAUAUGUAUAUAUGCGCUCUAAUUUUGGUUCUUUGCUUAGAGGUACUCUGUGCUUGUCUGUAUUAACAUGGAAAUAAAGCUUUUCCAUUGAGAAGAAA